AUGUCCGACCAGAUUCAGGAGAUCCUGGACGUCCCGCGGGAGUUUGUCAAGGACGGCUUGCAGUUCAUCAACCGCUGCCAGAAACCCGAUGUCAAGGAGUUUGUCAAGAUCAGCCAGGCCGUCGGUGUCGGCUUCAUCGUCAUGGGCGCCGUGGGCUACUUUGUCAAGCUGGUGCACAUUCCCCUGAACAACAUCCUCGUGGGCGGCGCAUAG
Grosmannia clavigera kw1407 is the source of this 213-nucleotide messenger RNA. RefSeq names its product protein secE/sec61-gamma protein. The record is from RefSeq and is a predicted model, not a curated record. The transcript has 3 exons. Gene Ontology annotation, cellular component: Ssh1 translocon complex; membrane. Lineage: Eukaryota; Fungi; Ascomycota; Sordariomycetes; Ophiostomatales; Ophiostomataceae. Gene Ontology annotation, biological process: protein targeting; post-translational protein targeting to membrane, translocation. Gene Ontology annotation, molecular function: transmembrane protein transporter activity. Bases 1 to 213 code for a protein of 70 amino acids.